Molecule: messenger RNA, 860 nt
Organism: Drosophila kikkawai
Lineage: Eukaryota; Metazoa; Arthropoda; Insecta; Diptera; Drosophilidae
Gene: mgr
Product: prefoldin subunit mgr
Biological process (GO): microtubule-based process; protein folding; tubulin complex assembly
Cellular component (GO): cytoplasm; prefoldin complex
Molecular function (GO): tubulin binding
Source: RefSeq, a predicted model, not a curated record
AAGUCAUCAGUUUUGACUCACCCAUCGACUUUUACAGCGGCAGGCUGACCUCCUGGAAAUUAAAUUGGAUUUGUAGACAAUACGAAUAAAAGGAUCAGAAUGACUGGCAUCAUGGACACGGUGGAAAUGCCCAAAUUGCCAGAAAACCAGAAGACCUUCGCCGGCAUCCCGGAGGCCGUCUUCCUGGAGGAGAUUGACUCGUUCAUGCUGCAGCCAGAGAACGAGAAUUGUGAGAAGGUUCUGCAGCGCUUGGACGAGCAGCACGGCAAGUACCGAUUCAUGGCCUACAACCUGGAGGCGAGGAGACGUAAGCUAAAGUCGCAGAUCCCCGACUUGGAGCGUUCGCUGGAGAUGGUGAAUGUUCUGCGCAAGGAGGACGAGGAGCGCGAGACGCAGUUUCUGCUAAGUGACCAGGUGUUCAUCAAGACGCUGGUGCCGCCAACGAAAACAGUUUACCUCUGGCUGGGUGCCAGCGUAAUGCUGGAGUAUCCACUGGACGAGGCGGAGGCGCUGCUCAAGCAGAACAUCACAUCGGCCGUGGGCAAUCUCAAGUCCGUGGAGCAUGACCAGGACUUUCUCAGGGAUCAAAUUACCACGACGGAGGUAAACAUGGCGCGUGUGUACAACUGGGGUGUGAAAAAGCGACAGGCCGAUGCCAAGACCAACGCCAACAGUCCGUCGUCCUAAGACUUUGCUUAAGAAUCCCAUCCCCACAUCAAACAGCAGACAGCAGUGCAACUUUUUCGCGUAUUAUUUAUUUCGACAGAUAUCCGAAAGGGCUUGGCAGGAUUUCUCGCCCGUCAUAUUCUCGUUCUACACUGAUAACAAUAAAGGCGACGCAAAACGCAUUUAAAUGGCAA